AUGGAUAAAUUUAUUGCUUUCAAUUUAUUGAAGAGUCCCUGUUGCUUCUCUAAAGUCUUACUGUUUCUUAUAGGAACACCUUAUGAGGGUGGAAUAUUUUUUCUUGACAUAACCUUUCCUUCUGAUUAUCCAUUUAAACCUCCAAAGGUUGUAUUCAAAACUCGCAUAUAUCAUUGUAAUGUAGAUCCUUCCGGCAAUGUUAGCUUGGACAUCCUAACAGAGAACUGGAGUCCAGCGUUAACAAUCUCAAAGGUGCUACUUGCUCUGAGAUCAAUGUUCACUCAUCCUGAAACCUAUAAGCCGGUUGUUCCUGGUAUUGCACACUUAUACUUGGGAGAUAAAGCCAAACAUGAUGAAAUAGCUGCACAGUGGACACUGAGAUUUGCAAGGUGAAAGAAGAACGUGAUGUGGAACUUUUUUAACAAGUUCAGGUCAGCCACUGCUUAGUUUGAAGUUUAACAAACAAAGAAGAACUGUUGUAAACGAUAUUUAAACUUACAACCUGUAUAUAAUUCAUAUAAAUAAAUUCGACUUCUGUUAGCUACUUUUCAAAAUUUCACAUUUAGACCAGUUGCUUUAUUUGUUUGUUGAAUUGUUCUUUUCUUCAUUUACAAGUCCUUGAGGCUGAACCAAUAAAAGCAGAAUGAAACUGGA
This is a messenger RNA of Solanum dulcamara, 654 nucleotides long. RefSeq names its product constitutive photomorphogenesis protein 10-like. Gene Ontology annotation, biological process: protein polyubiquitination. The coding region runs from base 1 to 393 and encodes 130 amino acids. Gene Ontology annotation, molecular function: ubiquitin conjugating enzyme activity. Gene Ontology annotation, cellular component: nucleus. The record is from RefSeq and is a predicted model, not a curated record. Lineage: Eukaryota; Viridiplantae; Streptophyta; Magnoliopsida; Solanales; Solanaceae. The transcript has 3 exons.